CGUUUCCUUAAAGUUAACUGAUCCCUUAUUGAGGUUAACCUGCUUCAUCAUGAAAAACUUGGCCGUCCUAAUCCUAGCUGUCGGUGCAGUUAUUGCUGCCCCCUUCGAUGAAGACCUGGACGAGAGUGCGGUGCCUCGUCGCCCCAAUUUUGAUAACGUGAAAUACUACGACUGCUCUGCGAAAGAAAACGGCAACUAUCUCCAUCCAAAUGACUGCACGAGAUUUAUUACAUGUAGUAAUGGCCGCGCUUCGGAUAUGGCAUGCCCAGAUUGCGAUGUGAACAAUAUAAAAGGUUGCCAAGGAAAUCCAUAUCUAGUUUACGAUGUGAAAAACGACACUUGUGAUUGGCCCAACGUGACCCCGUGUCACAAUUCCAGUUCAACGACGGCAGUCCCAAUUCCUGAUCCCAGCCCUCCCCCAACGGAAGCUCCCACCCAUCCCCCAACGGAAACUCCCACCCAUCCUCCGACGGAAGCCUCCACCGAUCCCCCAGCGCCUGGUGAUUGCAAAUACGCCGAAGGCGAUCCCUGUAACCCGAACGACUGUGACCAAUGCGACUACUGUGUCAACAAGAAGUCUUUUUACUACCGCUGUGCCCGAGUUGAGCCUGAAAACCCGCUCAAGCCGGCGACUGGAACUUGGGUCUUGGAACAGUGUGCCGAGGGUGAUUUUGUCGACGAUGCCAACCCUUUAGCAGCUAAACUAACCGGAGGACAAUGCACGCCAUGGGAUUUCCUUCACGAAGCGACAAAGGAAAAGUACAAAAACGACAAAAAUUGCAUUCCUGACAGGGAAAAGUGUGAAUAUGGACAGAACGCUGAUCAAAUCUGCGGCCCGAAUUAUUGGUUUAAGGAGACCACAAAGUCACCAAAGGAUGAAAGGUCGUGCCCCACUGGAAAUAUUUGGGAUCAGCAAAGACAAAAUUGUAAACCAUGCAAACAAGUGGAUUCCUGCAAGGAUCAUGCCACCUGUAUUUAAUAAUUAAUUUAAUUCGAGAACAGGCUGUUUUACUAUUAUGUUUGCUAUUAUUCAUCUAUCAGGCAGUGUGACAAAGGACUAUUUUCUCUAAGAGGAUACAUACAUAAAAUUUUAUUCGAUAACAUGAUCAUUUUAACAAUUCUUCAAACUAAGGCUUCGAUUAUUAACUCUUGCAAUUCUUUAUUCCAGUGUCAGCUCGUUACAUACUGGUUUACAAACUAGAUAUUAAACAUGUACAAUUAUGUCCAUAAAUAAUUACAAAAAGUACUUUUGUAAAUUUUUUAAUGGGCAUUGGUAUAAUGAAUGUAUAAUUAGUUUUCAAAAUUCCCAGAAACAUAUAGGUACAUAAUUCAGAGUAAUGUCUUUACAUAAAUA
Messenger RNA from Folsomia candida, 1354 nucleotides. RefSeq names its product spore coat protein SP85. Bases 50 to 979 code for a protein of 309 amino acids. The record is from RefSeq and is a predicted model, not a curated record. Lineage: Eukaryota; Metazoa; Arthropoda; Collembola; Entomobryomorpha; Isotomidae. The transcript is spliced from 3 exons. Gene Ontology annotation, cellular component: extracellular region. Gene Ontology annotation, molecular function: chitin binding.